Sphaerodactylus townsendi is the source of this 1192-nucleotide messenger RNA. RefSeq names its product golgi SNAP receptor complex member 2 (gene GOSR2). Gene Ontology annotation, cellular component: endoplasmic reticulum membrane; Golgi apparatus; SNARE complex. Gene Ontology annotation, molecular function: SNAP receptor activity; SNARE binding. Lineage: Eukaryota; Metazoa; Chordata; Lepidosauria; Squamata; Sphaerodactylidae. The record is from RefSeq and is a predicted model, not a curated record. Gene Ontology annotation, biological process: intra-Golgi vesicle-mediated transport; vesicle fusion. Bases 69 to 707 code for a protein of 212 amino acids. The transcript has 6 exons.
AGGAAGUGGCCUCUGCGAGGGUGACGUGUUGGAGCGCGCGCGGAGCCCGCUGCGGGGAGACGGCCGCGAUGGAAGCGCUGUAUCAUCAGACCAACAAGCAAGUCCAUGAGGUCCACUCAUACAUGGGACAGCUCGAGACUUCAGACAAGCAGUCAGUCCACUUGGUGGAAAACGAGAUUCAGGCCAGGAUAGACAAGAUCUUCAGCAGCUUGGAACGCCUGGAGAUCUUUUGCAACAAGGAACCUCUGAACAAGCGUCAGAAUGCCAAACUCCGAGUAGACCAAUUGAAAUAUGACAUCCAGCAUUUGCAGACGGCCCUAAGAAACUUCCAGCAUCGACGUUAUGCGCGGGAGCAGCAGGAAAGACAGCGCGAGGAGCUUUUGGCCCAGACGUUUACAGCGAAUGAUUCUGACACCACCAUCCCAAUUGACGAAACGUUACAAUUUAAUGAGUCCCUUCAAAAUGCGCAUCGUGGCAUGGAUGAUCUUAUUGGCAGCGGGACCAGCAUCCUACGGGGCCUGAGGGAUCAGAGAGUGACAUUGAAGGGCACCCACAAGAAGAUCCUGGAUGUUGCCAACAUGUUGGGCUUAUCCAACACCGUCAUGCGCCUCACUGAGAAGCGGGCCUUCCAGGACAAGUACUUCAUGCUGGGCGGCAUGGUGCUGACCUGCGUGCUCAUGUUCCUCGUGGUGCAGUAUCUGACGUGAGCAGCCUGUGGGCCGGAAGCCCUCUCGUGAACGGUGCUGGACUUCUUUUCUGCCUGAGACUUCCACCAUAACUGUGAACUCCUGCCUUUGGGAUUGGUCGUGUUCUCUGUACGGCUCCUGCAAGAUGGACAUUUGGUGAUUUGUGGGCUGAAUCACUUGGUGAUGAUUGGCACAUGUCACACUGCGCAGUACUCAUGUUUUAAUGCCAUUCUUCAGUCGUGCAGUGGGCCUGUUGCCCACAUGAUACGUGACUAUACGUGAGACAUGAGCAGCAUGGAUGUCCGGGAAGUGAUGGGACCGGGAGUCUCUGUCCUUGUGCUCCUCAGAACCAAAUGCACAACUGCAAAGGGUGGCUGAGAAGCAGCCAUCUGGUGGGACUUGUUGGAGUCGGCUCAUUCCAGUGCUGGGGGCAGGGGUGGGCCUCACAUGGGCUGGGGAGAGUUUCAUUCUUCCCACAACGGUUGAAAUAAAUGGAUCUCCCCAUA